Messenger RNA from Exophiala dermatitidis NIH/UT8656, 1962 nucleotides. RefSeq lists its product as uncharacterized. The record is from RefSeq and is a predicted model, not a curated record. Gene Ontology annotation, biological process: DNA-templated transcription. The coding region runs from base 1 to 1962 and encodes 653 amino acids. The transcript has 4 exons. Gene Ontology annotation, molecular function: DNA binding; zinc ion binding. Lineage: Eukaryota; Fungi; Ascomycota; Eurotiomycetes; Chaetothyriales; Herpotrichiellaceae.
AUGCCGGACCACAAAGAGAACGCCCGAGAAGAGGCAGCGAAUCUUGGUCUCCGGGCGAUACGAGAAAUCGAACAUGUCAAUGGUCGGCUGGCCAAUCUUGAAGGCAUUCUCCAGACGCUGGCCAACCAUCAGAAACAAAAUUCCCCAUGCCCUGCACAGCCGGCCAUUCCUGAGGGACUUUCAACGCCUCAGGAUAGCCAACGUGUGGGAAGCGAACUAGCCUUCACCGGCGACUCAUCGUUCGAUGCCACUUCCAAGCAUUUUACUCAAGCCCUUGAGCACAGCUUGGACAGCUCGUCACAUGCGGCCUUUGUGCGAGAUGUUUCCGACGCAGUGGCAACGUUGAGGAAUACCCUGAAUGAAAAGCCCGCCGCUACUGACGGGACGGUGCCUGUAGACCAGCUGCUGGAAGUUUUCGUCCAUUAUCCUGAGCUAUCAAGACUGGCUCUUCCUCCCCAGGCACCAGUUCUGACCAUGCUAAGAUACACCAAAACACACCCCCAGAGGUUAUUUUGCGAUGUGCCAAUCCUUGACGGCCCAUAUAUCAUUGAGCUAUGUCAGAAAGUGUACUUCCCAACCGAAGAGUAUACGAUUGCAACCUUCCUUACAGUUCACACGUCGCUUUACUACUUGUUCCGCGAUCUCACUCCAGAAGCAGCUCGCGACUUACGCUUCACGCCUCAGGGGAUAGACCAGAUUACAGCGAUGUGUAAGAAGAAUGCCGAAGUAGCCAUGCGAAAUGUUCGACUCUUUAUGGAUGUGAGUUAUGAAAACGCUGAGGCUCUCUUCCUUGCGGCCAUGCUAGCCAUGGAGCAAUCCCGCAACGCGUUCGCUUGGACCCUGAUUACCAAUGCUGCUCGAAUGGUUCAAGAUGCCGGUUAUCACCGCCUCCCACCAUAUUCAGUAGCUCCCGAAGCGGCAAAGAAGAGGCUUCUUUUCUGGAUUGUCUACGCCCUGGAUCGGGGCAUGGCCCUCAACCUGGGCCGCUCACCCAGUCUGCAAGACUGCGACAUCACGGUUGAUAGACCCAAGUUUCCUGAGGAGGUCACCGGCACAUGGGGUGCUCUGUAUGUUAAUUGGAUCGACUUUGCUGAACUUCAAGGACAAAUCUAUGAGAAGCUGUACUGCCCUCGCGCACAAAAGCAACCGAUUGAAAUGAGAGUUCAACAGGCGCGUGAUCUUGCUGGGCGUCUGCUUGCCCUCAGAGACACGGUUCUCGUCAACUCGGAGAAGACUCCCUUCCCCGAAGCCCUAAGCGAAUUGAUGCUCUCGGUUGAUAUUGUCUUGGACGCAACCCUUACUCUCAUUUACCGGGUUAUUCCACCUGCUCCUCUGACUCCCAGUAGAACACCACAUCCUCUCAAGUUCUGCGACGAGGCCCUUCAAAGCGCUCGCAUGGCGCUGAUCAAGCACAACAGAACUUGGGAAAUCAUGAAGCACCGGGCGGGCGAGAAAUGGCGACUUUUCAUAUACUGGACCCUUGUAUGGGUCCCGUUCAUUCCAUUCCUAGUGGUGUUUGGAAAUGUGAUUGCGGACCACGAUGUUGACGAUCUGCGAUUAUUGGAACAAGUCGUCUGCACCUUGCAGGGCGCCGCUCAGGCGAGUGAUGGCGUGAGCAAGCUUUAUCGCGCUUGUACGGUCUUUAGUCAUGUUGCCACCGUCUACCUAGGUAAAGGACAGGGGCAUGCUGACCCGACAAAUCACACCUCAUAUCAAACAGGAGAGUCAGCCCAGCCUGGACAUAACGUAGGCCCAACGCCGACCUACGCUCUUCAACCUGAAACAUCCUUCGGGGCCACGGGUCUCCAGGACAUUCCCUUCUCUCAGCAGGACUGGAACGACAUGUUCGAUGAUUGGGAUUUUGGUCUUGGUGCUGAAAAUGCGAGGGAGAUGUCAACUUUCCUUGAGAGCUCCUUAGCAGGUGCUGACCAGCCAGGUGACAUGCAGAUGGGCAAUGCGUGA